AUGGACAACUUGAGAGGAAUCAAUACAUCCAGAGGAAACUGCAUUCUCGUGACUACUCGUAUUAAACAAGUGACAUCCACAGUAGCAGUAGAUCUUCAUAUGUUGGGAAGAUUGGCAAGAGACCAUUGUUGGUCCAUUUUCAAACAAAGAACAUUUGUUGAUGGGGAAGUUCCAGAGGAAGUAGUGAGCAUGGAGAACGGGAUUGUUGAAAUGUGUCAAGGUCUACCACUGGCUGCAAGUGUAUUGGGAGGCCUCUUACGCAACAAGGAAAAACAUGAAUGGCAUGCGAUUCUUGACGACAACCCCCUUGUUGCAGGUGAAUAUGAUAACGGGGAAAAUAGCUUAAAGAAAAUCCUAAAACUCAGCUAUGAUUAUCUACCAUCUCCAUAUCUGAAAAAGUGUUUUGCUUACUUUGCCAUUUUUCCAAAAGAUUUUGAGUUUGAAAAAGAUCAACUAAUCCAAUUCUGGAUGGCAGAAGGUUUUCUCCGUCCAUGUCAAGAGGCCCCUGUGAUGGAAGACGUUGGGAACAAGUUUUUUCAACUUUUAUUGCAAAAUUCCUUGCUGCAAGAUGUUAAGCUAGAUGAGCAAGAGAAUACAACACACUGUAAGAUGCACGAUCUUGUGCAUGAUUUGGCUAGAGAUAUCUUAAAAUCUAAACUAUCUGAUCCAAAGAGCGUUGGACGAGAAAAUUUUUCUCAAGUUCGAUACUUUGGAUGGGACUCACCAAAGGAUCAAAUAGAUAGGAUAAAUGAGCCAGAACGUUUGUGCAGACUAUUCUGGAGAAGCAAUUAUGUGUCUGAAGAUAUACUAUUGAACUUUAAGUUCUUGAGAGUUUUAAAUUUGUCCAGUUCAGGAAUCAAGGUGUUGUCAGCCAAAAUUGGCAAGCUAAUAUACUUGAGAUAUCUUGAUCUCUCCGACACCAAGAUCAAAGUCUUGCCCAAACCCAUUUGCAAGCUCUACAAUUUGCAAACAUUUAGAAUUAAUAGUUGUUUUUCACUCAAGAAGCUUCUAGAAGAAAUGACAAAUAUGAUAAGUUUGCGACAUAUACAUUUCAACUAUCAUUACCAAUCAAAUCUUUAUUUUGCGGUUUGGGGAUCAAGGUUUAUUGAUCAGUUUCAGAUGCCACUUAAUAUGGGGCAAUUGACAAGUCUUCAGACGCUACCGUUUUUCUACCUAGGUUUAGAGAAAGGUCGUCAAAUAGAAGAAUUAGGUCGUUUGAAAAACCUUAGAGGUGAAUUGACCAUCAAACCUCUCCAGUUAGUCGUAAAGAAAGAAGAGGCUCGAACAACAUAUUUGCAGGAGAAAUCAAAUAUCUACAAGUUGGCAUAUUUAUGGUCCCAUGAUGAAUCAGAAGACUGUGAGAUCAAUGAUGAGCAUGUGUUAGAUGGUCUUCAACCACAUCCAAACUUGAAAACCUUAACAAUAGUGGACUAUUUAGGAACUAAAUUUCCUUCAUGGUUCAGUGAAGGAUUGCUACCAAAUUUGGUAGUGUUGAAAUUAAGUGGUUGCAAGAGGUGCAAGGAUAUUCCAUCGCUUGGCCAACUGAAGUUCCUUCGGCAUCUUCAGUUGAUAGGAUUCCUUGAAUUGGAAUCCAUCGGACCAACAUUUUAUGGUGUUGAUGUUAAUGAUAGUGGAUCAAGCAGCAAUAAUCUCAAUAUCCAAAUGUUUCCAUCAUUGAAAGAACUAGUGUUGAAGAAUAUGCGUAAUCUUAUUGAGUGGAAGGGAGAUGAACUUGGAGUAAGAAUGUUUUCUGGGCUUGAGAAGUUGAAGUUUACAAAGUGUCCACUGUUAAAAAUUACUCCAAGUCAAUUUGAAAUCCUCUGUGAACUAAGCAUUGAAGGAGUUAACAGUGAAAUGCCAUUGUUGAACUUGUUUAACAACUUGACAUCUCUCGUAAAGCUAAUUGUGGAUGAUGUGAAAGAGCUCACAUGUCUUUCUGAUGAGAUGCUACACAAUAACGUUUCUCUUCAACACCUGUUGGUCUCACUCUGUAGAAAGUUUCAUGAAUUGCCCCAAAACUUGUACAAUCUCCAUUCUCUUAAGAGCUUACGAAUAUCCUUCUGCCCCUAUUUCAGUUCUUUUCCUGUUCCCACUAGAGAUAAUUAUUUGACUUCCCUCCAAAGUCUUGAGUUAUGUCAUUGUGAUAGAUUGACCAGUUUACCAAAUAGAAUGUUAAAUCAUUGUCUGUCUUUGGUAUCCUUGAAUGUCAUCAAUUGUAACAAUUUGGUUCCCUUCUUUUUACCCGCACGAGGCCUUCAUCGCCUGGGGAUAUUGCAAAUUGAUCCUUUCUCAGAGAUGGUGGAUUUUGAGGCAUUCCAAUUGAUUUUUAAUGGCAUUCAACAACUGUUAUCCCUUCGUACAUUGGAGGUGCGGGGACACUUGCACUGGGAUUCUCUUCCCUAUCAGCUUAUGCAACUUUCUGACCUAACAGCGAUCCAAAUACAUGGAUUCGGAAUUGAGGCUCUUCCUCAUAGACUUCACAACCUUACUUCUCUUGAAAGAUUAACACUAGAGAGGUGCAAACGGCCACAACAUCUGGACUUCUCAGAUACCAGGCCCAAAUUACGGUAUGUGGUGAUCCGUAAUUGUCCAUUGUUAGAAGCUGUCUCAGAUGGGCUUGGCAAUCUUGUUUCUUUGCAAGAGUUAAGUUUUUAG
Messenger RNA from Solanum verrucosum, 2655 nucleotides. Its product is annotated as putative disease resistance protein RGA3. NCBI's taxonomy places the organism in Eukaryota, Viridiplantae, Streptophyta, Magnoliopsida, Solanales, Solanaceae. Gene Ontology annotation, biological process: defense response to other organism. Gene Ontology annotation, molecular function: ADP binding. The coding region runs from base 1 to 2655 and encodes 884 amino acids. The transcript has a single exon. The record is from RefSeq and is a predicted model, not a curated record.